Caenorhabditis elegans is the source of this 1120-nucleotide messenger RNA. RefSeq names its product GH10 domain-containing protein (gene R09A8.9). The record is from RefSeq and is marked reviewed. Bases 905 to 1060 code for a protein of 51 amino acids. NCBI's taxonomy places the organism in Eukaryota, Metazoa, Nematoda, Chromadorea, Rhabditida, Rhabditidae. The transcript has 4 exons.
ACGAUGGGUGGAUUCGGGAUGGAUCGGGACGAUGGACGACGACGACAAAGGAUCGGAUGGAUGGAUGGAUCGACGACGAUCGGAAUGGAUAGUUCCGGGACAGGUCGAGAUGGAGAUGGACAGCUGACAUAUGUUGAAAGCUGUGAUUGAACAAAUUCUGGACUGGACAUGGACUGGAAUGGGCAGGCCGAUCAGGAUGAAUGGAUCGGGACGAGACGACGACGACGACAAACAAUAAGGAUGGGUGGAUGGAUUUGGACGAUCGAAAGGGAUUUGGGACAAAACGACGACGACAAAGGAUGAACAAAUUCGGGGCGGAUCGGGAGUAAGUGAAUCCAUCUUGCUCCUUCUUGUGAGUGUAGCGUCCCCAUUACGUUUACCUGGCUUGAACUGAACUGGUUUGCUUGAAUCUGUCACUGUCCAAUUUCUGAACCGGGUUCAAAGUAGCAGGCAAGGGCUGCAUUUUCGGAUUCACUGCUACCCCCCUGAGUUGAUUUGUUUGGAAACAAACAAAUCUUGUACCGUACUCAGAGGCAGUGAAACUGAUUAAUCUCUUAAUGGGAAAUGCGAACUCCUGCGAAAAAAGAACAAGGAGACUGGAAAUAGCGUCAAACAGACGAGGCUUAUCGGACGGUUCUUGUCACAUAGGUAAACUGUAAUGGGUGAUGCUGCACAGUUCUAACGGUACAGAACAUCACUUGAAGUUGCAUGAAUGGAUUCGAUCGAUGGAUGGAUGGACGAGGCAACAACGACGACGAACGAUUAGGAUGGAUGGAUGGAAGGAUCGAUCGAGAGAGAUGAUGGCUUCGGGAUGGAUCGGAACGAUGGACGACGACGACGAUGGGUCGGAUGGGUGAAUGGAUCUACGACGAUCGGGAUGGACUGAUCAAGCAAACAAUAAAGGAUGGAUGGUAGGAAGGAAGGAUGGAUGGAAAUAAGACAGGAUAUAAUCCAAACUUAUGCUGAAAACUGUUUUGCAACAAUAUGGUGGAGGGAUCAGGACGUUCGGGAUGGAUGGCUUCGGGAUGGAUCGGGACGAUGGACGACGACGACUUUCUAAUUUUUUAUUUUCUGUUUUGAUCAUUUUUUUUUUCGAUUUAAUAAAAGUGAACGAAUUUAA